Messenger RNA from Trichoderma atroviride IMI 206040, 3426 nucleotides. Lineage: Eukaryota; Fungi; Ascomycota; Sordariomycetes; Hypocreales; Hypocreaceae. The record is from RefSeq and is a predicted model, not a curated record.
AUGGAGCUGGGAUCCUCGCAAGAGCCUCCAGUGAAGAGGCGGAGAUUCUUCAAGGACCCGGACGAGGCAUCAUCGGAUCCGGUGGCUUUCAGCAGUCCCAAGCACGAGUAUAGCUCGAGUCAAGAGCCAAGGCUGUUCUUCAAGACGGAGGACGACGAUGACCGCGAGGAGGAAAUAGAGAAUAAAGCGAAAGCUGCCUCUAGGCAAGCUUCUCGCGAAGAACCCACGCCCCAGCACGAGUCCUCAUCGUUGACCUUUGACCAAGAGACGUUUGAAAGCUUUGUUGGAUGUAAAGUUGCUGCCGAUAUCCUGAGGACCAUUCAGCAACACUGCGGGAACAACCUGGAACGAGCUGUCAACAUGUACUUCGACGGCACCUACAAGAAACUCAUCAAGUCAAAGUCAACAUCUCAUCCAACGGCAUCUUCUGCCACGCCGGGCUCCAGCCGAACAGCAUUGACCGACGCCCCGGCCCAGUCCCCGCCGAUUCCCAUCCGACGAACCAUGUCGAGCUCACGAUACAUUGGCGCAUUCGGCGUCGAGGGAUGGGCUACAAGAAGUGGAGCAAACUUGCUGAAGCACGGCGAAAUCGUCAAGAUUGAACGGCAAAAGAUACAGCCUCCUCUACCCCCAAAGACGAAACCCCGGCUCGGCGCCCCUCCCACUCCCGUCAAGAUGAACACCGCCGCCUCGAGACGAGUCGACGUUAUCGUACGAUUUACCACCCACAGCGGCCAAGAGAUCGGACGGCUGGCUAAGGAUACUGCGAACUGGGUGUCGACGCUGAUAGAUCAAAAGGUUUGCGGGUUUGAAGGUAUAUGCGUGUACUGCCCUGAGCGUGUGCGAACAAACGAUACCAUCUUUCUCCAGCUGAGAUGCUUUCUGCUCAACUCGGCCUUCUUCGACCGAAGCUUCAAGCCGGGAAACGAUUCUUCAGCCACAUGGUUCGAACAGCAGAUUGAGACGGCGCAAGAGAAGGAACUCCGACUUCGACAAGUUGCUUUGGUUAGGCUUUUCCAGGAAAUUAAUCUGCAACCGGUUGCCGCAAAUGCUGCAGCAAAGGGUGGGCGAAAGGGCCUCCUUCAGGCUGCCGAGAUGGAUGAGCAGAAGCAAAAGGACUCGAAAAAGGCAACAGCGAACAGCAACAAGGAAUCUGGAAACUCAUCACCGUCGGAAGAAGCUGAAGAAGGAGAGGAGCUUGAACAAGAUCAGCUUGAUUCGCUGUAUAAGAAGGCUCAGACAUUCGACUUUAAUAUGCCGGAAGCUGAGCCCGCGAGCACUUUUGCCAUGUCGCUGCGGCCAUAUCAAAAGCAGUCUCUGCAUUGGAUGCUGGCCAAAGAGAAAGAUGAGCGGAGCCAUAGAGAGCCCUCGAUGCAUCCAUUGUGGGAGGAGUAUCUAUGGCCAAUCAAGGAUGUUGACGACAAGGAUUUACCCACAGUAGAAGGCCAAUCCAAGUUUUAUGUCAACCCUUACUCUGGCGAACUUACGCUAGACUUUCCUGUUCAGGAACAGCACUGUCUCGGCGGCAUUCUCGCUGAUGAAAUGGGUCUUGGAAAGACCAUUCAGAUGCUCAGUCUGAUACACUCGCACCGAUCCGAGGCUUCGCACAACGCCAGGUCAACUUCUAAAGACGGAUUGAAUCAACUUCAGCGGCUGGGUAAGAACUCGUCAAACGUCGUGGAUGCGCCCUGCACUACUCUUGUGGUUGCUCCGAUGUCUCUACUAUCGCAGUGGCACAGCGAAGCCGAGAAGGCCUCAAAAGCAGGCACUAUGAAGGUUCAGCUCUACUAUGGCACUGAGAAGGCGUUGAAUCUGCAGUCGCUGUGCAGUGGCUCCAACGCGCCGGAUCUUGUCAUCACCAGUUACGGCGUCGUCUUAUCAGAGUUUGGCAGUGUUGUCCCAAAGAACGGCGAAAGGGCAUUCCAUACUGGCAUUUUCUCGCUCAAAUUCUUCCGAGUGAUUCUAGAUGAAGCCCACUAUAUUAAAAACCGAGCUUCCAAAACUGCGCGCGCGUGUUAUGAGAUUGCGGCAGAUCAUCGAUGGGCCCUGACCGGUACGCCGAUUGUCAACAGGCUAGAAGACCUCUUUAGCUUGGUGCGCUUCCUGGGAGUUGAGCCGUGGAACAACUUUUCCUUUUGGAAGACGUUCAUCACGGUACCAUUCGAAUCAGGCGACUUUGUGCGCGCAUUGGACGUUGUGCAGACGGUUCUAGAACCAUUGGUCACGCGAAGAACAAAAGAUAUGAAGACACCAGAUGGCCAGCCCUUGGUACAGCUUCCCCCGAAACAGAUUGACCUGGUGGAGGUGGAGCUCUCCAAAACGGAACGAGACAUUUACGACCACAUCUUUAACAAAGUAAAGAACACAUUUGCCAAGAACGUAGAGGCUGGCACUGUACUCAAGGCAUUCACAACUAUCUUUGCUCAGAUUAUGCGUCUCCGUCAAUCGUGCUGUCAUCCUGUUCUUGUCCGCAACAAGGAUAUUGUCGCCGAUGAGGAAGAGGCUGGAGCCGCAGCAGAUGCAGCUACUGGGUUGGGAGAUGACAUGGACCUCGAAUCGCUGAUUACACAGUUCACUGCCAUCACAGAUGAAGCGACCAGCGAUAGGCAGACAUACGGAGCACAUGCGCUGGACGAGAUUCGGAAUGAAGCAGAAAAGGAAUGCCCCUUGUGCUUUGACGAGCCAAUGAAUGAGCAGAUUGUGACUGGAUGCUGGCACUCUGCGUGUAAAAAGUGCUUGAUGGACUUUAUCAAACAUGAGACGGACCAUGGCAAAGUGCCGAGGUGCUUCAACUGCCGGGCACCGAUCAACCAGCGUGAUCUAUUCGAGGUCGUGCGGCAUGACGAAGGCGAUGCAUUUGCCUCGAAACCGCGCAUCAGCCUGCAGCGAUUGGGCGUCAAUUCAUCGUCAGCCAAAGUUACAGCGUUGAUGACAGAGCUUCGAUCGUUACGCCGUGAACGGCCUCACAUGAAGUCUAUCAUCUUUUCACAGUUUACGUCUUUCUUGUCGCUCAUCGAGGCCGCGCUCAAUCGCGCCAACAUCAAGUUCCUUCGACUCGACGGAAGCAUGACGCAAAAGGCGCGUGCAGCGGUGCUGCAGGAAUUCUCAGACAGCAAAGGCUUUGUGGUGAUGCUGAUGAGCCUGCGCGCGGGCGGCGUGGGACUGAAUCUGACGAGCGCGGGGCGCGUGUUUAUGAUGGACCCCUGGUGGAGCUACGCCGUGGAGUUGCAGGCGAUUGAUCGGGUGCACAGACUGGGGCAGCAGGACGAGGUGGUUGUGAAGCGGUUCAUCGUGAAGGGGAGUGUGGAGGAGAGGAUGUUGAAGAUUCAGGAGAGGAAGAAGUUUAUAGCGACGUCGUUGGGCAUGAUGAACGACGAAGAGAAGAAGCUCCAAAGGAUAGAGGAUAUCAAGGAGCUUCUUAGCUAG